AUGGCUUCAUCGUUGAUACCUGCUAUUCCAUCAUCGGAAGAAGUUUAUCUUGCUCCUGAUGCCAUUAUUAAAGCCUUUAGUUUUACUUUUGUUGUUUAUGAAAAGGGAAAUGCACUGUCUUUUAUAUUUGCACUGUGUGCUCUCAUUCCGAUUUUUAUAGUGGUGGCAAUGGCUGUAGUCUUUUUUGUAAAUAGAGAAUAUCAAUCGUUAUUUAUCAUACUUGGAGUUUUAGUCAAUGAAACGGUGAAUGAUUUUUUGAAACACCAUUUUGCACAGGAUCGACCACCCAAUUUAUUGGUGGCAAAAUUUAGAAAUGUGGAUCCUACUACAGCCACAGAGUUAGUGGAACAUUUUGGAAUGCCCUCUUCACACAGUCAAUUUAUGUUUUUCUUUGUUUGUACGGUAUUGUGCUGGUUUAAAGUGAGAUCACGACAGUGGAAGAAUGUGACAUUAUUGGGUUUAUUUGGAUUGGCAUCUUUGGUAGCAUAUUCACGAGUUGCCUUGCAUUAUCACACAGUUUACCAAGUAUUAGCAGGAAGUUUUGUUGGACUUGUGACUGGAAAUUUAUGGAGAUUAUUCAUUGCCCGAGUGUUGGAGCCAAAGCUCAUUCCUUUUCUGGAUUCAUUUAGCUUUUUGAAAGACUUUUUGUGCUUGCAUUCAAAUGAAAAUAUUGAAUCAACAGUUGAAUUUCAAGCAUUAUCGGCACGGAGUCUUGGCAAGAAAAUUAAAUAA
Molecule: messenger RNA, 732 nt
Organism: Naegleria fowleri
Lineage: Eukaryota; Heterolobosea; Eutetramitea; Acrasida; Naegleriidae
Exons: 1
Coding region: 1-732 (243 amino acids)
Molecular function (GO): sphingosine-1-phosphate phosphatase activity
Source: RefSeq, a predicted model, not a curated record